UUUACAACCAUUUUGUCACGUUUUGAUAUGCAAAAAUUUGCACAAACUGAAGACGAUUCGUUGCACCGAAAAGAACGACAGUGUACGGAUGUAGCUUUUUUAGUUGUACAAUUUUGUUUCGUUACAGGAAUGUUUGGCCUAGUGCUAGCAUGCCUUCCUAGCACGGACAUCUUUCGCACAAUCUACGGCUACGACGACUGUGGCAACAUUUGCGGCCGAAGCAACAUCCGUGCAAUUGACCUGCCAUGUUCGGGCGAAGACAUGCGAUACAAGCCGUACCUUCUCCUCACCGUCACGGCCAGUUCCCUGGAACCGCUGCGAAGUUGUGUCGAGGAUUGUAACACUAGUGAGGGAUACGAACUUAUCUUCAACCGCUGCGUUCGAUUCCAGUUGAGGGGUCUCGGCCAGGAGCCACCACCCCAGGGUUACUUGGACGAACUGUGGCAAGACGUGGGCAAUUUCUGGUUGGAACUGUUCAUCCUCUGCGUGAUGGCACUGUUGGGAUCGUUUGGAAUGUUGGUUCUACUGUGGUGUGCCACUCGCGUUGUAAUACUUGCUAUGGUGGCUUCCAUUGUCGGAGUUUGCUUCUGUGGAACCGUUUGGCUGUGGUACACGUGGUACCACGCUGACGGAAGGAGCUCUAGCUCGCUACUAUGGUAUGCCAUUGGAUCUACGAUCGCCACGCUUAUCGUGCUUCCGUUGAUCACGCUUGUUUGGAAGAAGAUAACGAUGGUCGUACAACUGAUGAACGAAGCUGGGGAAGCCAUCCGGAGUAUGCUGCUCAUGUUGUGCAUCCCGAUUGCGACCAUCACAACCUUACUGGUGACGUUCUCUCUGGCUGCAUUCUUUAUCCUGAUCAUCGAAAGCUCCGGUCAGGCCACCUUAGAAAACGGUUCAGUCACCUACCAAAAAUCAAACUUAGUUCUAAUCACCCGCUGGUACCACCUGAUAACGCUGGCUUGGUUCCUGCAGUUCGUGUACGGCUGCCAGCACCUCGUUACGGCCUGCGCAACCACGCAGUGGUUCUUCACCCGGAACAAAUCCACCCUCAAAUCCCCCGUCCCCCGAAGCUGGUUCGUCCUUAUCCGCUACCAUCUCGGUACGGUGGCACUCGGUUCGCUCCUGAUGUCCUUCAUCCAGCUGCUGCAGUGGCUGCAAAGAAUUCUCCUCUACACCAGCGGCAAGUCCCAGAAGUUGCAACGCCUCGGAAACGCGUGCCUGUGUUGUGUCGGGUGCUGUCGAGGGCUGCUGGAUCCGGUGUGCCGUAAUGCGUACAGUUUAACCGCCAUGCGUGGGUUGCCGCUUUGCGUGGCUGGGGCGGAGGCUGUGCGGCUUAUGCGCGUGAACGCUGCCAAUGUGGUUGGGGUGAUGCCGACCGAAAGUGUGGUUCUGCUGCUGGCGAAGGUUUUUGUGGUGGCGCUGGUUGGGUACACGGGGCUGGAGUUGGCGAACAGGAGGGCGGAGCUGUACCAUCCGUACGUGAUGGCCGGUGCGGCGUGUGCGCUUUGCUUCCUGAUUGCGGAUUGUUUUCUGCUGUUGUAUGAGGUGACGACCGACACGAUAUUCCUGUGCAUCUGCAAGGACUCCGAGGUGAACGAUGGCACCAGCAGCCGACCGUACUACAUGUCCGCCCGGCUGGAGAGCUUCGUCCAGCGGGGACAGACAGCGAAAAUGGAUUCCGAGCAACCAAGCGGCUCGACCGCUCGAUGAGGGAAGUUUCGAAGAGUUUUGAAAAAGGAAAAAGCCCAUUCAAUUUGAUUAUUUUUAACAGGUUAAUAAUUUAUCUCUCUUUUGAAUAAGUGUUGGUUUUUUGUUCUUACUUUUCGUGGCUUUUUUUGUUUUGUUUUUCACUUUUGCCACUGUUUGUCUUAACCAUUUUGUAACACAAGUUGCUUUUGUUUUGCAUUGAUGCUUUGCACACUUUUUGUUUCCUCAGUUUUGUUUCCAAUUCGAGUUUACCUUCUUGUUCUGUUUUUGCGAGCGCGUGAUUUAAAGAAGGUGGUUUCGUUUUAAUUCGCCUGUGCUGUUUUGCUUUGCUCGCUUGUUUGCUUGUAUUUUACCUAAACAUUAUUCGACAUUUUCUAUGGCGAAUGUGAUCAUUACUGUGUGUGUUUUGUUGCUGUGAGAGUGUUUGUUUGUGUUAGACACGCGUGCGUGCUGCGGCGCUACUGUCUAUUGAUACUGAGAUUUGUUUCUUUGCUAGUUUGCUGGUUUUGGCCAAAACGCGUGAGCGUGUGUCUGUGUUUCUGUUUGUUAGUGUGUGUGUGUGUGAGUGUGGUUGCAUAACAAUCAACGACAUUGGAACGUUCGUGCUUGUGUUCAAGAUAGAUCCUCCUUGUUGUGUGUGUUUGUGUGAUUGUUUUGUUGGUGGUAUUGGCUGUUCUAUCUGCUUCAGUUUGCUUUCCUCAUUUUUCCUCGUGUAUUUGUUUAGUGUUAGCCUAAUCACUACCCAAUUAAAACAUCAAUCAUCGUACUCUAGAGCUAUUUUUUAUGUAUAUCUCUGUUCCUUCUUUUUUUUUGUUUCCACAUUCAGUUCAUGGUUUCGCAGUGGCGCAUGAGCUUGCUUCAAGUGUCUCCAGAGUUCCAGCUGUGUAAAUUUGCGGUGUUUUUUGUUUGUUUGUUUAGUUGCUGUAAGUAGCUUUGUAGAAUAGAAUAGGACAGAGUCGGAUAUCAGUUUUAGAUAGAUAGUGCUGUGUUGAGUAGAGAGCGAGUAAGAGAUUUUUAUUUGUAACUUUUUGCUGUGUGUAGUUUUUAAUGUUGUUUGGUUGGUUUCCUUCUAGCUUUUCUGCGCGCACAACUGUGUACCGUUUAACCUGCGUGUGUUGAUUUGCGCAAAAAAAUAGGAAGUCGUCGCCCGGAAAACGUACGUACGUGCUUGCUAAGCUGGUCCGGUAGAAGCGUUCGUUUUUUUUUGUUUUGUUGGUUCAAAUCUCGUUUAAACAGGUUCUGUGUUACACAUAAGUAGUGCUGUGCUGUGCUGUGUGUGUGUGUUCGUUUCCGUCUAAAAGUAGUACAAUUUCACUAGCUUGUUUGGUUUUUUUGUUGUUGUUGUUUUAAUUCUAAGUUUGUUUUAAUUUUCUACCGUGACAAAUUCUUAUCAAUGUGUGUAAAUUCAUCUUAAAAAGUAAAAUGCGCGAAAUAUAAAGUCAAACAUUGAACUAAUGAUUUCUGCUUUAUUUUCCUCACUGUCGAUAUAUAAAUAUAUUACUUUUUUCUGCACAAGUCCAGCUUGCAUUCUUUCAGUUUUUUUAUUUAGUUUAUUCAUCUUCAUACCACUUACUCGGUUACAUUUAUUUUCUGAUUACUGCUAAGGGUCAAUCUUUUUCAUCGUGAAUCCGUCUUCCACCGAGAGAAUACACGAACUUUUUUUUUCAAACGUUCAGUCGUCAUACACACACGCACAUACACGCAAGGAGCCAAGAUGUUUGCUGACCAUUAUUUUUGUUGUUUUCUGUUAAAUUGCUUUGAAAAUUAGGUACGAUGUGCAUUUGUGAAUAUGAGCAAUUCUGUGAGACUUUGAACAGUGAAAUUUGUUUUAUUUUUUGUUAUGCUGAAACUUGGGAUUGGUAUUUUUCCCUCUAUGACCAAAGCAGCAAAUUUCAUCGUUAGUUCGUCCAGUUUUUAUAUAAAAUGUCAACAGCUGUCCAUAGAAAAAAGGAAAUUUAAAAAAACAUGUAUCUUGAGAACGAGUUUUCUAGACAUUCUCAUUUCUCUGUCAAAUUUGUAUUUUAAAUUUAAGAAUCUCCCCAAAAACCAUUGUUAGGCCAAUUUUGAUGAUUUUUCAAAAAGCAUUUGGAAGGAAAGUUCAUAGAUUUUUUUGAAAAUCUUGGGUUUUUAUGAUUUAACAUUUUUCAUGUGUAGGGUUUUAAAGCCCUUUGUAAAUCGACGGUAACAUUUCAAUAGGCAUCAUGUACAUUUUGACACUUUCUGGGUUAUUGCAUAUUCUGAAAGUACUCCUAAUAAGCUACCUCUCCACCAAAAAUGAGCAAAAGUUACUUCAGUAAAGUCUGUUUAAUAAUGAUUUUAAAUAAAGUAACAUAAACAAAAUCUCUGCCAUCAGAAGUCCCUGUUUAUAUAGCCCUGUCAACCUGUCAAAUAAAAGACUACAUGAACGAAAAAAAAGCAUCAUGAACAAAGCGCCAUGUACCUACAUUCGGCGAAGAAAAACGAAUCAUAACAAAGCGUCCCGCUUAAUGACAGCAGGGUGAUAUAGACGUUAGUGAUUUCAAAAGGAGUUAUGUUUGUUUUUCUUAAAUAAAACGACGGAAAUAAUGUUUUAUUGAAUUUGGAUGAUCAAGUAUCAGUAAAAGCAACGUUUUUCAUCGUUUGUUAUUAUUAGAACAUCUUAUUUUGCUUUUAUAUUAAAAUGGGAAUUGAAAAUGGAUGCUCCACAUUCAAAUGCGUUUUUCUCAAAACGCAUGGUUUGUACAUGAUGCUUUUUGAAAUGUUGGCGUCGAAAUGUACAACGGUAAAAAAAAAAGAUUAAAAACCCAUAUCUGAUCACAUUUUUUUCAUUUCAAAGCCAAAAAAAUAAAUUGACUAGACAAUUUUUUUUCGAUUGAUCAACUAUGGUCUCCUUGGAACGAGAUGUCAAGUGAGACAUUUUCUGUCAAGAAGCGCCGCGAAGUUAAUUUUUAAAAAUUGGGUUAAAAAUCGAUUUUAAAUCCUUUGCGGUCGAACAAAGGGUCAUUGUACUCAAAAAAAAAAUCUUUCUCGUUGUGAAUAAUAGUAUCACAAAAUUUAGCUUAAUUUUAGGACCCAAUUGGUAAAUUUUAGCCUUGUUUUUGACUGAACAAGUGCAUAAAAAUGCAAUGUACAUUAGUAUAUUUGUUUUGCAAUCAUCAAAAAUAAAAUAAAAUAAAACAAGUUUUGACCAGGGUUGUAAAAAUAUCACGUUUUCAGUUCUCAGCGACUACCAUUUUUAUGCUGAUUUUUUGAGAAAACAAAAUAAUCUUUGAUGAGUGUGCGCAAACGAGAAAAGGAGAAGGAGUGAUACAAAGAGAAUGCUCAUGCUGGCAAUCAUGAAAUAAAAAAAGAGAACUCACAAGUGACGGUCGCUAUAACUGCUGAUGUUUUGGUGCAGGAAUCUUCAAAUGAUAGUUUUUUCUAUCACGCAUUUACAACACUGGUCUGACGAUUUUUUUUUUUUGCGGAACUAUUCUUUGCUGUUUUACAAAGUUUAAAUUUUUUUUAAGGAUUUUUCAAAUGAUUGACAACGCGGAAAUACAUAAAACAGAAACAUUUAUCAUUAAAUAAUAUUUUAAACUAAUGAAGAAAAUUAACAAAAAUAGAAGUAUUUUUUGUAGAAUAAAAAAUGCUCAAAAUGAUCUCCUGAUCAAGGGAAAGGAAAACAAUUUGUUAAAAGUGGACGGUAGAGGGUAAUAAUUUGGAAAAUAACUUAACAAGUUCACAAAAGUCUAGAGGUUUUUGAGCAAGACCGAUGCAAUUGUUUUUUCAUGUUUUGUCAGCCUCCUUCAAAAUUUCCCCAGGGCCGGCAAAAGUUGCUAAAAAGUAACUUUGUAUUUUAAAAAAACUUGUAACAUCGAUUUUUAACUAUAUUAAGAAUACAGCGUAUAACUUUUUUUUCUAUAAUUUCAAUCAAAUUUUGAGGAUUUUGGAAAAUUUGCAGUGUAGGGACAACAGAUCGGAAAAGUCACAAAACUAAAGGAAACAAACAUUAUACCUAAUUUGAUUAAUAUUUUGCACAUUUUUUGACAAAAGCAUAACUAUAAUAAUGUAUAAAGCAUUUUCUAAUACUUUUGACAUUAAAAUUAUGAAAGUUGGACUAGAAAUAAAAAUAAAACAGUUUGUUUCAUUUUUUUUUUGCCACUUAAAUGAGAUUUUUGGGCCUUGGUUAGGGUGAUGCUUGAAAAAAAUGAGUUUUUCGGCUCUAUCAUUUCGUUUAAGUUUCAUCGCAGCGAAUUUAGUAAGUAUAAAUGCAGCAAAAAAAAAAAACAUGAAAAAACCGCAUUUUUUAAAUUUUAAUAUCUCAAAAAGGGGUAAGAGUUCGGCCUCGUUCUUGGAUGCGUUUGAAAGUACACUUUUUUUUUUUUGAGUAAUUUUGCUUAACUUAUUUAGGCUUAAUGCCCAUUUUUUGCUCAUCAAUAUUGAUAGAAAUCAACAAAAUUCAUUCUUUUUUAAUACAAGUCUAAAGUUUUUUAAUAGGUCCUAUUAACAUAUGAAACACAAUAGCUUAUAGGACCUUUAAAAAAAACUCAAGAAGUGUUCAUUUCUAAGUGGACGGUUGCCAAAAUUGUACGGACGACCAAGGGAUGAAAAUGACUUGUUUGAUUAUAGGGAAAGUAGGGAAAUACUUAAGUCAAAUCUUCAACUUAUUUGCCAAUUCUUCUAGAAUUGCUCACAUAGUAAACAAAAUUGAAAACAAGUUUAGCGAUUUUCAAGUUGAAUGUAAAUUUCACUGACUGGUUUGAAAAAAUAGUCGGACUAAUAGGGUCACGUUCUUUUGGCAAGUUUUUUUUCAACGAAUAAACAAAUAUAGUAGAAUAAUAAAAUAAACAAAUAUUUGUCUGCCUUAUUUUAAGAUGGAAUAAAACCAACAACAAAAUCGACAUAGAUUGACAAUUUUUUUUUUCAUAGAAAUAUUUGGCUUUAUUGAAUGGAAAAAAAAAAAAAUUCAAAACACUUGAUGAAAAUAUCAUUUUAUUUUUUUAAAGAUAAAUCAUUCAACAACUGGAAUCACUCAACUUUAUUUGAUAUGCAAAAUCCCAGUGGAGACGCAUGACACAUCAUCCGUCUCCACCAAAAUGACGUAACUGAAAUUGAAACUUUUGAUGCGUGCUUUUAAUCGGUUGAAUAAAAGCUUCCUAAUUAUGCUCCCACGAUAGUAACUAUUAUUCUUGUUUGUCAGCAAACUUCACUUCGAUUUCACACACACGCCAGUUUCGCUUUGUUUUUCCACCUUGAAGUUACAACACACACACUUAUGAGAUUACGUGCGAAUAGAGGAAAACAAACAAACAAUACAGAAAGGCUUAAAAACGAGCUAAUCUUGGCAACGUGUUUUCUCUCUUUU
Messenger RNA from Culex pipiens pallens (northern house mosquito), 7033 nucleotides. Its product is annotated as choline transporter-like protein 1. The transcript is spliced from 6 exons. Bases 28 to 1710 code for a protein of 560 amino acids. NCBI's taxonomy places the organism in Eukaryota, Metazoa, Arthropoda, Insecta, Diptera, Culicidae. Gene Ontology annotation, biological process: transmembrane transport. Gene Ontology annotation, cellular component: membrane. The record is from RefSeq and is a predicted model, not a curated record. Gene Ontology annotation, molecular function: transmembrane transporter activity.